Messenger RNA from Sparassis crispa, 732 nucleotides. RefSeq lists its product as hypothetical. The record is from RefSeq and is a predicted model, not a curated record. NCBI's taxonomy places the organism in Eukaryota, Fungi, Basidiomycota, Agaricomycetes, Polyporales, Sparassidaceae. The coding region runs from base 1 to 732 and encodes 243 amino acids. The transcript has a single exon.
AUGGCGUCGACCUCUGCAGACAUCGAAGGUGCGACUGAAGUCACUAUGCCGGUGACCUCCGACGGCGCCAUGAUUUUGACCAGCAGCGUCCUUGGUAAGGCUCAUUCGUGCCCUGAAGAUGCAGUGGACGCCGUGGAAAGCAUGGGCGCCACCUUUGACAUAAUCUACCAAGCAUUUCCGCACGCCGAAGUUGCGGCAGCAACAAGCAAGCUUCGGAUGGCCUACGGCUCUCUAUUUGAGGGGAACUUGGAAUUGCAGAAUACCGCACGGAACUGCUUUGCUGCACUUUCGCAACUCUUCUUCCAUGUGGAAGUGAGCCCCGGUAUGAUCAAAGGCCCCAACCAGGCAUGCAGCAUCGGCACGAGGCCAGAGUACUUCCAAUCGAGGAUGGAGAUGAUGGCAGCUCAGUUUCAGGAUCUACAUAGCAUGUUCUUUGAGCUGUCUCACCUGCUCUGCGAGCGCUGCUCUCCCGUCGAAGCGGGACCAAGCUCUCAAGAACAAAGCAAGCCGUACCAUCUUGCGAGCAUCACAGCCUCAUGGAAGAGAAGUCUGGCCGGAAAGAUGAAGCAAAAGCACAAGAUCGAGGUAAGCCUCCCCUCACAGUCGACUAAGCUCGGCUACAACGUUUGUCUAGAAUUCUGGCUAAUCCUCACCUAUCAAGAUUUGUCACAUGGAGACGACCUCGGUGUCAAGGGAAGUCGCUCGGGGCCAGUCCCAGCGGCUGCAGACUGA